Molecule: messenger RNA, 1684 nt
Organism: Procambarus clarkii (red swamp crayfish)
Lineage: Eukaryota; Metazoa; Arthropoda; Malacostraca; Decapoda; Cambaridae
Source: RefSeq, a predicted model, not a curated record
CAAAUUAACUCUGCUUUAGUGCACUUGUCCACAGAAUGAGGCAAGUGUGGCGUGGAGCGGUGCUGGUGGUGACGCUGGUGAGUGUGGCCCGGCCUCAAUGUGUCUCAGACAACGACCACCUACCCCUGCCCCCAACCCCUGACCUGGAAAACAUCACUCCCUUCAGCCUGGACCUCUUCAAGCAGUUCAACCCACCCAACACCCCGGGAAACUUCUUCUUCUCCCCUUACAGCAUUUGGAACGCCCUCGUCCUGGCCUACUUUGGGUCUGGUGGCAGGACCCGCCAGCAGCUGCAGGAGACUCUGCAUCUGCGUGACGCUGCACACACUCUGGCCACCUAUAAGGCUCUCGACCGACUGUAUGCGGAGAGACAAGCCAACACCAGCGAGUAUGUGAUAGACUUGGCCAACAAAGUGUAUAUGGACAAUAACGUCACCCUCCGGGAGUGUGUCAAGGACGUCCUACCUAAAGAAGUGCAGAUUAUCGACUUCAGUCAGGCGGCUGCAUCAGCUGAAACAAUCAACCAGUUCGUUAGCAAGACAACGCGGGGCAAGAUCCCAGUCCUGGUGACCGCCGCCGACGUCAGAGAUGUGCCGAUGGUGCUGGUGAACGCUGCCUACUUCAAGGGCCUUUGGCUGACCGCCUUCAAGAAACAAGAUACAUUAAAAAGAAAGUUUUUCACCACCCCGGACCAGCACACUCUCGUUGACAUGAUGACGCAAACUGCUAAUUUCAGAAUCGGUGACUCGAGUCAGCUGGGAGCGACGGUGCUGGAGAUGCCGUACAAGGGGAAGGCGGCGUCCAUGUUGGUGUUCCUGCCUCACACCACGGCCAGCGACGACGCCACAACGCCCCUGGACGCCAUGUUGCGACGCCUCUCACACAACACCUUCACGGAUGCUCUCACCAAACUCAGAACACAGAAAGUCAUCCUUAAACUUCCAAAGUUCAAGUUCGAGCAAACAAUCAAUGAUGAACUGAAGCUGGCUAUUGAGCGUCUGGGAAGUACUGACCUGUUCACUGAUGGUGCUGAUCUCACGGUGUAUGAUCCUUCAAAGAUAGUAAAGGUGGGCAAAACGAUCCAUAAGGCGGUGGUGGAGGUGAACGAGGAGGGCGCCGAGGCCGCCGCCGCCACAGCUCUCAUCGGAGCUUUCAUCACAUUUGCCCGUCCUCCUCCCGUCCCCCGAGAGUUCACCUGUGACCGACCCUUCAUCUUCCUCAUCCGUGACAACCAUACAAACAACAUUCUCUUCAUAGGCGUCUACAGAAAGCCAUAAAAUACGUUCAACCUUUUUGAAGAAAAUCAAUUGUUGCAAAUUUCAAAAAAAUUAUACAAAGAAAAAAAAUCCCUCCUGCUUUUAAAGAAAAAUUACAACACUCCGAUUGCUUCCCAAAAAAAGUAUUGUAAAUCACUGUAGGAAAAGAAGCGCACAUUAAACACUCAACACAUAAACUAGCAGCAGAUGUGGCGUACGUCAGUGUAAGAGGAAUAUGGUGCUGAUGUGAACACAGAGUUGAGAACAGUGUUCUUCAGUUACUGUGUUUCGCUCGCUUCUUGGUUAAUACAUUCAUUACAAAAUCAAUUGAUUUUAUUUAUUUAUUUCUUUGUAUUCAAUAUUUGACGAAAUUUCGUGAUAUUUAUGACACCAAAACCAGAAGUUAGGAAUUAAAGCUACACAAUUAA